ACCAUAACUGGGUUUGUGACCUCUCUCCGCCAAGCCGCCCGGUUCUGCAACUUCUCAGAGCUGGAGAACAUGCUUCGUGACCGCCUCGUCGGUGGCCUGAAGGAUGAGAAGCUGCAACGACGCCUCUACGCUAAGAAGGACCUAACGUUCCAGGUCGCUCUGGAGGAGGCCCUGGCAACGGAAGCUGCCGAGAGGUCGACGCAAGAGGCACGGCCGAGCCAGCCGUCCCAACCGAGGGUCCACCACGAAGACCUCACCGAUGACUCAGGAUCCGACAGGGAGGAGGUGCACCGAGUACAGCAGCGCACUCAAGCAGCCCACAUACCACAGCUGCCUCGACGAGGAGGGAACUGCGCAAGCUGUGGAGAAAGUCACGAGAGGAGGACCUGCCGUUUCCGCAACGCAGAGUGCAGGCAGUGCAGAAAAUUGGGACACAUCGCCCGGGUGUGUCGGGCUCGGCCCACCCGACGCCAGGCAUCAGAUGACCAAUCCAAGAGCCCCAGGUCCCGGGGCCCAACGCACCAAGGCAACUCGACAGAGCUCACGGACUUCCAGGUAUACCAGUUGCCUGAUUCCCUGGAAUUCUGUCUCCAGAAUGGAUCUAUGUCCACUCCUGGGCUGGAAGUGAGGAGCAAAGACUUGCUGGCUGCUUAUGGGUCUUGUGUCACAAGCUGA
Molecule: messenger RNA, 675 nt
Organism: Podarcis raffonei (Aeolian wall lizard)
Lineage: Eukaryota; Metazoa; Chordata; Lepidosauria; Squamata; Lacertidae
Exons: 2
Coding region: 70-675 (201 amino acids)
Source: RefSeq, a predicted model, not a curated record